AGGGCGUUCUGGGCCAACCAGGAGAGCCCUCUGUUCAAGGGCGGAGCUACGCCGAGUGAUUGACGAUGAGGCCCAACCAGGGAGAGGCGGGGCCAAGGCCAGGGCCUGACUAAACCUGGAGACUCGGUGGCUGAGGGGCUUCAACCCAGUUGAGGAGCGAAGAACCGCCAGCGGCCGCGGAUCUCACAGCCGCUCGGGGACCUUGUUGGUAAUCUGAGGAUUUUUAUUCGAGGUCUCUCUGACAGAUGGAAAACCUGAAGUAACCUCAGGCUAGCUAACCUUGUGUUUUUGGAAAAUUAGCCUUGCUGGUGAAGUAACUGGGAGUAAUCGACUAUUAUUAGCUCACUUUGCGUAGCCGUUCAUACAGUGUUGCAGCCGAAUUCGCACACAGUGAUAACUAAACAGUAAGUAUUAUAGAAGUAUAGUAAACCUGGAGAACAUUCAACAACAACAAAGGCAUUAUUUGAAGGACAAGAACAAAAAUAGUGAAGUUACUGUCAGUUGAAGACCUGAUUCCACAACCAGGUGGUGUUUGACACAGUAAAGGAAACUGAUCGGGUACUGCAAGAGAAUUAACAAGAGGAAAAACACAUCUUUCUUUUGUCCCUGAAACCUUGGCUUGGUAAACAUUUUCUACAAAAACUGGUUUUUAGAACUUCAGCUAUAAAAAUGGGCAGAAUUUUCCUUGAUCAUAUUGGUGGUACACGUCUGUUUUCUUGUGCAAACUGCGAUACAAUCCUGACCAACCGCUCAGAACUCAUCUCUACUCGGUUCACAGGCGCCACUGGCAGAGCAUUUCUUUUUAACAAGGUAGUUAACCUGCAGUACAGCGAAGUUCAAGACCGGGUCAUGCUCACUGGCCGCCACAUGGUUCGCGACGUGAGCUGCAAGAACUGCAAUAGCAAACUGGGCUGGAUCUAUGAGUUUGCCACCGAAGACAGCCAGCGCUAUAAGGAAGGCCGCGUGAUCCUGGAGCGCGCCCUGGUGCGAGAGAGCGAGGGCUUCGAGGAGCACGUGCCGUCCGAUAACUCCUGAAGAAAGAAGCUAACUCCAUCUCUUCCCAGGUCUCCUUCACUGAAAACAAAAAUCUCCUUACAUACACUGUCACCUUAGCAUCAGGGUCGGAUUCGUGAACUGCGGAACAAGAGGUUGUGAGAAUCUAAGAUGGAAACUUUCUUUCUUUCUUUCUUUUUUUGUUUUUGUUUUUUGUUGUUUUUUAAAUUUCAAUUUUCCAUCCAGCAGCAGUGUGUAGAGAGAAUAUUAUGCAGAUGCUGUUAAUUUUUUUUUUCCCUGUGUUUACAUCUUGAGGCAGAAUAGUCUGUCUGCAGCUACACGAUGGGCUAUGUGAGGGGAAAAGUCUGGGCUAUUAGAGUGAAAAAGUGUGUUGUAUGUAAAUUUUGAAAGGACAAUGUGUCAAGAGCAUGGUUUUUAAACUCAUUUGGGCUUCAUUUAAAAAAAUUUUUUUAAACCCAGUUAUUUCACUUGAUUUGCUAGCUUCAGGGAAGAGAUCCGAAGUUGUGACCAGCGCUAAAGGUUCAGUGUUAGUAUGGCUUGUGCUGGCCCCCGUGCCAUAUUCUUGUUGGAGAUGAACCGUAGCACCAGAGCCCACCUGUCCUUGUCAGUCUUGACCCAAAGAUGUCACCAGUCCUAGUUAUUUGUCACCACGUAAUUGGUGUUGAUUGGAAACUUUUCCUGAAAUGGGGCAGAACUGCUUGGUUGUCUUUUCCAUGUAACUUAAGCAUAGUAAUAUAAAUAAAGUGAUAGUUGGAUGUUUUUGGUCCUGUGUUGCUUUUAAAAACACCUUUUUAAAAGAGCAGAGUAUUUAAUAAGUAAUUUUCCUGGUAACGUGUUUUUUUUUUUAAUCUCUUAAGCUAAAUUGACUGUGUAGAGAUUACUUUGUUGAAAGCAUACUGUUGAAACUCCUAGGACUGCAUUUAGAAAAGAGUUGAACAGAAUGCCAGUGUGCAUCCAUGCAGAAAGCAUUUCAUCUGCAUCUGUUUUCAAAGAAGGGGGGAAAUGAAGGAGCCUAUCUAAAAUUAGUGCUUUGCAAAGUGUUUUCAGCCUAUCCUCAUUUUUGUGUUGAUUUUGACAAAUCUGUAGAACCUAAUAGUUUCAUCAAAGCACUAGAUCUUUGUCAUUAGCAUUAUUUUCUCAGAUCUACCCUCAGAAGUUCAGCUAUUGAAAUUUAAACUGUACUUGGUCCCUUCAAGCAGAAAGGGAUCAAAUGUGACUCAGGGUGUUAUUUUAGCCCCAAAUUUACAACAUUACGAAGUAUUAAAAUACAAAUGUUUCUUUAUCCAAAUGAUUUCUAGAUAUUCUAGUAUUUGUUUCUGGUGGAAUAAAUGACAUUAAAAUUGGCUAAUUAUUUAAAUGUGUGAAUGGGUGUUUGCGUGCUCAAUCUCUAGGUCUUUGUCUAGAAAGGAUAUUUGACUCAAUUAGCAAAAUCUUUCUGUCAUUGAUACUAGAAGUGACUUCUGAGUACAGUUAUGAUUAAGUUUCUCUUCUUUGCCUUCGGGCUCUUGGUUAGAGGAGGCAUAGUUCUCUGAUGAAGUAGGUGUAUAAUACUGCAUUUGAGAGAAGUGGGCACAAAUGGUCUUUCCUUCACCGUGGAAUAAAUCUUCAAACUUUAAGAACCAGCUUUCCUUCCCAUCCAUUUCCUCCAUACUGGCCUUGGAUUAUAUGCACACCCCUGCUAGCCUGCCUUACCUUCAGGGCUAUGUGCAUCUGCUGUCACAAUAAAGUAUAUUUUGUCUUGCA
Molecule: messenger RNA, 2757 nt
Organism: Suricata suricatta (meerkat)
Lineage: Eukaryota; Metazoa; Chordata; Mammalia; Carnivora; Herpestidae
Gene: YPEL5
Product: yippee like 5
Exons: 5
Coding region: 670-1035 (121 amino acids)
Source: RefSeq, a predicted model, not a curated record